Messenger RNA from Pleurotus ostreatus (oyster mushroom), 858 nucleotides. RefSeq lists its product as uncharacterized. The transcript has 7 exons. Lineage: Eukaryota; Fungi; Basidiomycota; Agaricomycetes; Agaricales; Pleurotaceae. Gene Ontology annotation, cellular component: cytoplasm; mitochondrion. Bases 1 to 858 code for a protein of 285 amino acids. The record is from RefSeq and is a predicted model, not a curated record.
AUGUCAGCCCUCCUCAAAGCAGUAUGUCGUUCCAUGGAACGAAUCGCCCCUCUUCGCUUGGCAGAAAAAUGGGACAAUGUCGGAUUGCUUCUAGAAUCUCCCGUUGUCCAUUCGGGGCGAAAUAAAGUAUUAUUGACCAUCGACUUGACACCAGCUGUUCUGGAAGAGUCGUUAAGGGAAAGGGUGUCCGUCAUUGUUGCCUACCAUCCGCCGAUUUUCAGACCCCUUCAAACGCUCACCCUCUCCAACCCACUGCAGGCGUCGCUUCUCAAGUGUGUCGCAGAAGGCAUCUCCAUUUACUCUCCGCACACUUCGCUAGACAGCGUGUGGGGAGGAGUGAAUGAUUGGUUAGGCGAGGGUGUUCUCGGUUCGGCGAGUGUGCAGGCUGGGAAAAUCGAGUCCCUCGUUGGCGACAAAAUUGGCCCCGAUGGAGAAACAAAGGGGGCCGAAGGCAGACUCGUUACUCUCAGCGAGCCGAUCACCAUGAGCGACCUAGAGUCUAGGAUCAAACAGCAUUUGGGUCUGGAGAGAAUCCAAGUCGGGUACGGCACAGAUGCGGGGAGGCACGGUGUUAUCAGCACCAUAGCCAUCUGCGCUGGGUCAGGAGGGUCGAUGCUAGUGGGUAAAAAGGCCGAUGUCUAUUUCACCGGAGAAAUGGCGCAUCAUGAAGUCCUUGCUUCAAUUGCUAGCGGAACAAACGUGGUCCUAUGCGGCCAUACCAAUACUGAACGCGGAUAUCUGCCGGUCCUUGCUGCAUGGCUCAACGAAGAAUUUCAAACCCAGGAGACGGAUGGCGACUUGAAGGGGGUUGACGUCGUUAUUAGUCAAGCAGAUAAACACCCAUUGUUGUUGGUGUAA